AUGAGCGACUACCCUAGGCCGGAUUUUGUUCGCGACGAGCUGACUUGGAAGUCCUUGAACGGGCCAUGGUCGUUCCUGUUUGAUGACGAUGAUGUGGGUUUGAUGCAGGGUUGGCACCUCGAAGGCCUCCCGGCUGAGGUCACUGUGAAGUCAAGCAACAAGGUUUCCAGCUCCAAAGCCGCCAAUGACGCCUUGAGUAUCACAGCCAAGAUUACUGGAGGUACUCAGGGGCUUAUUCAGAGCAACCAGCACAAAAGCGGCGAAGUUACAACGCACAAGAAGCGCGACAUACAAGUUCCUUAUGUGUUCCAGUGCCCCGCAUCUGGCAUCGAAGAGAAGGGCGUCCACGAGGUGUUCUGGUACGAAAGGGAGAUAACCGACCCGCGGAAUGAGCAGGAGAAGAAGAAUGGUCGGCGCGUGCUUGUUAAGUUCGGUGCUGUAGACUAUGAGGCGAGGGUAUGGGUAGGCGGCCACUUUGUUGGUGGGCAUCGCGGUGGACACGUGCCCUUCGACAUCGAUCUUACAGACGCGUUCGCGAAGGAGUCUACGCAACGACUUACGUUGCGAGUGUUCGACUCAGCUUAUGACUUGACCCAACCACGAGGUAAGCAGUAUUGGGGUGCACAGCCCGAGAGUAUCUUCUACACGCCUAGCGGAGGCAUCUGGCAGAACGUUUGGCUCGAGGUUGUUCCAUCUGUGCGCAUUGGAGACAGCAGCCACGGAACGUUACUGAGGAGCAAUGAUAUCGAAUCGGGAAAGCUGCAUGCCAAUGUUAAGAUCCUUGGUAGACCAGCUGGCCACAGUUACAGCGUGGAACUCGAGGUCAGCCUUAAGGGCACACACGUCACCAGAACGGAGAAGGUCGAGCUGCCACGGGAUUCUGAUAUCGUCUCUUCAGAUCCAGACAUGGUGCUAUCGAAAGACGCUAAGGCUCAGCUGGGCGAAGCACUCUUGGAGUCAUUCGAUGAUGUGCGCAAUGGAGUCGUCCUCUGGUCUCCAGAUGACCCUACUUUGUACGAUGUGGAGAUUCGCUUAUACGACGGCACGUCGACUCUUGUUGACACGAUCCGCACCACUACGGGAAUGCGCUCGUUGUCAUGGGAUGACGGUUUGUUCAGGAUCAACAAUAAGCCACACUUCCAGGCGCUCUUCCUAGACCAGGGCUACUGGCUCGAUACUUUCAUGACGCCACCUUCAUCCGAAGCCUUGAAGACAGAUAUCGAGCUAGCGCAGAAGAUGGGUUUCAAUGGCUGUCGUAAGCAUCAGAAAGUCGAAGACCCGGUUUUCCACUACUGGGCUGAUCGUCUCGGUUUCCUCGUCUGGGGUGAGAUGGCGAAUGCGUACGCCUUCAGCGCUGAAUACGUUGAACGUUUCGAUCAAGAGUGGCGCGAGGCUGUCUUGCGAGAUAUCAAUCAUCCUAGUGUUGUAGCAUGGACACCGGUGAAUGAGAGCUGGGCAUACACCGACCUGGCAAACAGUCAGAAUCAAAGAGAUCAUCUCAAGAGUCUCUAUUAUGCGACCAAGGUCCUCGAUCCAACAAGGCCUAUCAACGACAAUUGCGGGUGGGAGCACGUGCAGACGGAUCUCACUACUUUCCACGACUACUCUGACGCUGAUGCUCUGACGAAGACAUGCGCCAGCUUAGAAGGCAUUCUUAGUCCCAAAGCAGACCGACCCAUGUUCUUGUCGGCUAUUGGGGGUGCUCUUGGAUCAAGCCACCACGAUAAUGCUCCUGUUAUCUGCACUGAGUUCGGUGGUAUCAACAUCGCAAGAGAAGCUGCCGGAUCGGACAAUCAGCGUGACUGGGGCUACACGACUGCAACCGACCCCAAUGAUUUGCUCAAACGAAUCGAGAAGAUGAUGACAGGUAUCGCGAAACCGGGUCUCAUCGGCGGCUUCGUCUACACCCAGCUCACAGAUAUCGAGCAAGAAGUCAACGGCCUUUACACCCCCGACCGCAAGCCAAAGCUCGACGCAGACGCGGUAAGACAGAUCGUGGAGGAUGUCAGGGAGAACUACUACCAGAUGCAUACGCCUUAA
Molecule: messenger RNA, 2040 nt
Organism: Didymella exigua CBS 183.55
Lineage: Eukaryota; Fungi; Ascomycota; Dothideomycetes; Pleosporales; Didymellaceae
Product: glycoside hydrolase family 2 protein
Exons: 1
Coding region: 1-2040 (679 amino acids)
Biological process (GO): carbohydrate metabolic process
Molecular function (GO): hydrolase activity, hydrolyzing O-glycosyl compounds
Source: RefSeq, a predicted model, not a curated record